AUGGUUCUGUGGCUACGAAAUUUGAGCUUUGUGCGAAGACGAACGAUUGGAAAGAUACGGAUACGACCGACCCUCUCGUACGAGGAGACAGUUACGGCGGGGCAACAGCUGGAUUUAGCAGGUCAGAUUUCAUCGAGUCAAUCGGUUAUUAAUGAAGUGACUACCAGCGGUGGCACGAAUCAAACGGUAGUAGACUCGCCCUUGGUUACGCAAUGGAUGGAAAGUGUAGAUAUUCUUACGAGGAGGGUUAGUGAAUUAUCUCAAUCUGUUGCUAACGUAAACGCAGCGUCUGCGAAAUAA
Messenger RNA from Paramuricea clavata, 300 nucleotides. The record is from the annotation of a GenBank genome assembly. NCBI's taxonomy places the organism in Eukaryota, Metazoa, Cnidaria, Anthozoa, Malacalcyonacea, Plexauridae.